Molecule: messenger RNA, 885 nt
Organism: Diatraea saccharalis (sugarcane borer)
Lineage: Eukaryota; Metazoa; Arthropoda; Insecta; Lepidoptera; Crambidae
Source: the annotation of a GenBank genome assembly
AUGCAUUUAGAUAAAUGUGAUAAUUGUAUCGCUACGGAAGAUUGUCAGACGUACAAAGAACUCAACAGAUAUGAACAGAGCAAAUGGCGCGAGAGGUUUAAUUGCCCUGAAUCAAAUGAAAAAGACAUUCCUCUUGGAUUUUCAUCUACCGCCAAAGGAGAUUUGGUCUGCUGUCCAGCAAACGUAUGGGGAGUUGAGAAUCCAAGUCAUGAAGAUCACAGCUACACAAAUACUGAUGCAAACAUACCCAGACCAAACUCUGAUUCAGAUUUGAACAGAAGAGAUGGAUUCAAUUACCAACCGAAUAGAAAUUACAACAAUCGUCCAAUAAACACGGGAAAUAACAAUUGGGGAAAUAGAGGUGGCAUUAGGGACGACUAUGACGAAUUCGGUCGACCGUACUGGCAGAGGCGUGCAAAACAAAAUUAUGUAGAAAAUCCCUAUUUUUUGCCUGCCAAUGGAAAUAAUGGUGGUAGUAAAAAUUUUAAAGAGCCUUCUAACCCGCAACAGUGUCCUGUAACAAGCUUUCCUCCUGAUCCCGCAUCGGGUUGUUGCGGACUGGAGGCUUCUAACAAUGAUGGGAUUAACUCUCAACUAAACGCUCAAUACGAUCCAAACGCCAACCGUCGAAACAAUUGGAUGCCUCAGAUGAAUUACCAGAGCUCUGAAUCAUGGCCUUCGUGGAUGUCGCGAUCUAAUUACGGAAGAAGAAGAGGAAAAGAGACAGACCUAGAGCAGUUCCCGUGGACAGUUCUACUAAAGACAACGUUCGUGUACCCCACCAAGGAGGCGGCAUUCGCAUGUGGUGGCUCCUUGAUCAGUUCACGCUAUGUACUGACAGCUGGACAUUGCGUUUUUGAUGCUCAAGGAAAAAUUAAAGGGUAG